UUUUGGGACCUGGGUAUGCUUUUCAGAAUUGCUAACGACUCAGAUUUUGUUUUGAAGAAAGUGAGAAUGUUCGUCUGCACUUGUAUAUUAUUGAUGUUCAUCGGCCUAGUUAAUGCACUUGAGCCAUGCAAUGAAUGUGACUUCAUUAAGUUCAAUCCCUGCUGUGUAAAGGGGAGUACCUAUGUAGAUCUCAAGCAGAGAGGCACAGAGACUAGCAAUACACUUCCGGGUGUUACCGUUAUCCAAGGACCAACUGCCCAGAGCUCCUAUGAAUGUAGUAACAGAGCUCUUUUAAAGAUCAAUUUUGAUGCAUUAACAAAAGAGCCAUGCCAGCAUUGCUUAAAUACAGUUGAGUGUGGGCGUCGCAUGCUCAAAAUUGAACUUGAACUUAGUUCUUCUCAGAGACAAGGUUGGUUGUUUAAUUUGGGAGACAGCGUAACAAACAAUGGCUAUAAGGGGGAUGCAGGUACUCAAACAAAUGACGCCGAGACAGAUGGCAAUUAUCCGAACAUCAAUGUAUAUCUAAAUGACAACUGUCCUAAACCAGGAGCAGCCUACGUGUUCCCGAAUUUUAUUGAUUAUAGUAAAACCAAAACGAGUCUUACCAUCUAUGUCUCCAACGAGUUCAUCCGAGUAAGAACCGACACAGGUUACGAUGAUCAGUUUUGUCACGAGUGUCUGUACGCACUCAACAACCAGCCUGAUGUAACAGGCCCCGUCAACCGAGACCUGUACCUUGGUUUGAACCACGUCAUACAAUCUAGUUCAAGUCGAAGUGGAGUCGGCGUCUGUUCAGCAAGGUUGUCAUGGAUGUGCCCUGAAGUAUAUUUUUGAUUUUUUCCCUGAAGUGGACUAAAACAUUAAUGCCUUACUUUCAUUUAUCUAUAAAACCUUAGGUAUUUAUUGUAAACAAUGACAACCGUUUGAAUUGUUUACAUAAAGACAGAAAUAAAGUUGGCAUAAAAUU
Messenger RNA from Ruditapes philippinarum (Manila clam), 967 nucleotides. RefSeq lists its product as uncharacterized. The transcript has 4 exons. The record is from RefSeq and is a predicted model, not a curated record. NCBI's taxonomy places the organism in Eukaryota, Metazoa, Mollusca, Bivalvia, Venerida, Veneridae. The coding region runs from base 16 to 834 and encodes 272 amino acids.